UUGAAUUUCCUCUUCGAUUUCGUGGUCAUUUUCAAUAAGGCUACCGUUGGCUCUUUGAAUAUCCUCGGUUGUUCUGAAUGACACAGCGUCAAACCGACACGCGCUCAACUCAAUGACUUUUGUCGUUAUCAGGACACAGAAACUCGGCACCGCUCGCCUACUUCUCUGCCUCGGGACACAGCUUUCUGAUUCGCUUUCGUCAAGAUGGCUUGCAAGUCAAGUUUCCUCAAUGGUAGAGGUCGCAGAUUCUCAUCGUUCAGAAAACUCCCAGGAAAGAGAAGGGACAAUACUAUGCUCAGACGCAGUCCUCUUAAUCCCAGCUCAUUGCAAGGAAGCCAACUCAUACGGGAGCCGUCAACCACUUGUGACAUGAGACUGAAUAUCCGGACGUGCUUUGGGCUUUUCGCUUCUGGAGGACUUUGGUUAUAAGUAGUCACCCGUGAGACCCGUGGUCUAAAAAAACCUCUCAAGUAGCAAGCAUGCCUUUGGAGCUUGACACGGUCUAA
Molecule: messenger RNA, 506 nt
Organism: Guyanagaster necrorhizus
Lineage: Eukaryota; Fungi; Basidiomycota; Agaricomycetes; Agaricales; Physalacriaceae
Exons: 2
Coding region: 113-373 (86 amino acids)
Source: RefSeq, a predicted model, not a curated record